CUCGCAGUGUACGGAAAUCAAACUGGUAGAUCCAAGACGAGCGCAACGAAAGGGAGGGAAAACCCACGAACGGCUCCUAUAUACAUUCCCUGCCACUGUUGUAUGCAGGCUACAUUAUUGAUGCGGUGCGAGUGAAGUUCACGGCUUUCAAUCAACGUUUGAAACAAGACAUCGAUCACCCGUGUCCACCCGAUUCGGGAGGUGAAAGUAUCCACUCAUCCGAGAGAUACGCAGGAAACAUGAAGAUCGCAACUGGAACGGUGCUUAUCUGCGCGCUCGGACUAGCUCGCGCGGGCGUUCGUGCCGCCGAGGCCCCUGAGCCUGUGGAUGGUGGUGCGGCAAUUAUCCCACUCAUCAAACACGCCGAAGGCCGCCACGCCACCCGGCGCUCGCUCCUCAAACGCUCCGCCGACGGCGAGAAAGUGGAGAUCGCCGACGGCGUAGACGAAGAGACCCUCGCCGCCGCGUUCGAUUCUCGUCAUUUCGCCGACCCUCCGUCUUUCCCCUCCUCUGCUUCGGAAGAUGAUGAUGACGACGAAGACGACGACGGACCCGGCUGGCAAAUCCCCACAGGCGAGAGACCGGUCGGAGCCACGGGCGAAUGGAAAAGCAGGAAUGAAACUACGAGUGCGGGACUGGGAAACAGGCCUCGACGACGGCCGAUGGGGGGGUCGAAGGGGAGACGUGAGACCGGGAAGACGAGGAGGGAUACGCCUAUUCCGGCGUUGACGGAUCGAACUGUUAUUAGGAAUAACUAUGACACUAUGUACUAUGUAACAAUCUACCUCGGCACCCCACCGCAGCCCUUCUCCGUCGUCAUCGACACAGGCUCAUCGGACCUCUUCGUCCCCUCGGUAAAUUGCAAGACCUGCGGAAACAAAGCCAAAUACAACCCGACGGUAUCGAGUUCGGCGUGGCAGACGGGGUUGAAGACAACGACUUAUUAUGGUAUCGGGUCCGCAACGGGGACUAUCGUCAAGGAUGUUCUUCGCAUCGGCAACCUCACCGCCACGGACCAAGUCUUCAUCCAAGCCGACUCGGCGUCCAACGUUCAGCCGGGCAGCAUCGACGGUCUAAUGGGAAUGGCAUUCUCCCCCCUCUCCUGGGCCAACUCCCUCGUCCCGGACUGGCUCGUCGGCCACUCCUCCCUCAUCGAGAACCUCUUCCGCCAAUCCACAAUCGGGUCCCCCGCCUUCGGGGUCUGGCUCGACCGCACCCCCUCCUUCUCCGCCGACCCCUCCACCGUCGUCGGGGGCGAGCUCACCCUCGGGACGACGCGGGGGAACCCCGAUCGGUAUACCGGUCCGGUGUAUUGGCUGGAUGUUCCGAGUACGAGUACGUGGUGGCAUGUUGCGUGGACGGGGGUGUAUGGGCCGAAGGGCGGGAAUUUGGUGCCGGGGGGGAGGGAUAUCAGGGGGUUGGUUGAUACCGGCACGACGCUGAUAUUGACGGACUACGCCGUCGCAUCCGCCCUCAACGCUUUCAUCCCCACCGCCUAUCCCGUCUCGAAGGGCCUGUGGGCGAUGAACUGCUGGUGGGCGGCGAACAGUAAAGUCAAGUUCACGUUCACGUUGGGCGGGUACAAUUUCACGUUGGAUGCGCAAGACCUCCCCACCCGCGUCUGGCCAAACAACGCCGACCUCUGCUAUGCGCCGUUCCAGUCCCGCGCAAACCAAGACACACUCAACCAAUGGCUCCUCGGCGAAGUCUUCCUGCGCAAAUACUACCAAAUCUACGACUACAAUGUGUGGAACGGGUGGAAGCCGCGGGUUGGUUUGGCUUUGGCGUUGUAGAAGACACAAGAAACGGACGGGUUAUGGAGGGUCAGACGAAGUGAAGUGAUGGAAUCGCCCGCGUUGUUUUGGAAACACGGGAUGGGACUGCGGCUGGAUGGUAUUCGGUCUUUUUUUUGGGGACUUGGACUUGUAUCCGUUGUUAUGUACGGUGUAGUAGUGUAUGUAAAAGUGACAUGUUUGUUUGGUGUAUGUAAAACCAGUCAAGAGAAAGGAGGCAGAAUGUGGUGUUGGUUGUGUGGGCUUGGGUUGCUGCAGAUGUGCCGAAAACAAACCGGUGCUCUUCGCGUUGAUUUGACGGGAGGGCAUGUUCCUGCUGGGUUCCGAC
Fimicolochytrium jonesii is the source of this 2121-nucleotide messenger RNA. RefSeq names its product aspartic peptidase domain-containing protein. Gene Ontology annotation, molecular function: aspartic-type endopeptidase activity. Gene Ontology annotation, biological process: proteolysis. Lineage: Eukaryota; Fungi; Chytridiomycota; Chytridiomycetes; Spizellomycetales; Powellomycetaceae. The coding region runs from base 240 to 1793 and encodes 517 amino acids. The transcript is spliced from 10 exons. The record is from RefSeq and is a predicted model, not a curated record.